GUUAAGCCAUGAAUACUUUCUAUGCAUAGAAUUUAAGUCUGAGUUAAUUACGUUAAUUGCCACAAGAACGUAUGCAUGUUAAAAUGUACAAAAAUGAAGAGUACUUUAAAUAUUGAUUAAAUAAGAAUAACAUUGACACCUCAGAGCAAUCGUAGUUAAUUGAAUGAAGUAAAGUGCUACUCAUAUAUAUCAAGGCUAUCGAAAAUCUCGAAAUACAAUGGCAAUCUAUACGUAGAUAACAUCUAGAAUAACGUUCUUGCAGUCGAAGUCCAGCCAAAAAUAAUCUAAUGAAUUAAUUGCUCAAAAAUAAGGAUAAAUAAUAAUAGUGUAUUUUGAAAAAGGUUGUACCUUUAUCAACCAUUAACUUAGCCAGAAUAUAAGAUUAAUAACAAUAAUAAUAAAUUCAAUACAAUCCUUAGUAAUCAGCUUAACGCAAUCAUCUUAAAGUAGUUCAUUUCAUAUUUGUUUAGGAUUCUUCUCAUUUUCAAUAUAUUGCUAAUAAAUACUGUAAUAUAUAUAGAAGACCCAAUCCAGAAUAAUAAUAUUUGGUUAAUUCACUUAGAGAUAAUGAAUAAAUGAAUUAUUCAAUUGGAAGAAAUCAAGUUCCAUAAUAAUAAUACCAAAGAAAUAAUCUUAAAAUGUUAGAUGAAAGAGUUAGAGUCAAUUCUCAAGAUAAAUAUGCAGCUUAAGCCUUAUCAAACAGUAAUAUACUCAAAAAGGAUGGACCUUAACGCAAAAGAGUUUCACAAUAUUAUAAAGAUGAAGAAAACAAAAUGACAUCUGUGAAGUCGGCAGCUAUGUAAAAUUAAAGAAUUAUUCCAAAAAAACGACCUUGAAGUAAUGUAC
This is a messenger RNA of Paramecium primaurelia, 846 nucleotides long. NCBI's taxonomy places the organism in Eukaryota, Ciliophora, Oligohymenophorea, Peniculida, Parameciidae. The record is from the annotation of a GenBank genome assembly.